This is a messenger RNA of Saccostrea cuccullata (small rock oyster), 1182 nucleotides long. Its product is annotated as ATP-binding cassette sub-family G member 8-like. Gene Ontology annotation, molecular function: ABC-type transporter activity. Bases 120 to 530 code for a protein of 136 amino acids. The transcript has 2 exons. Gene Ontology annotation, cellular component: membrane. Lineage: Eukaryota; Metazoa; Mollusca; Bivalvia; Ostreida; Ostreidae. The record is from RefSeq and is a predicted model, not a curated record.
UGAGUGAAUUUCCUUUACACACGUUCUUUGUUGUGACGUAUACGAUUCCAGUGUACUUCUUGGUAGGGUUUUCGUUGGACGUGUGGGUGUUUUUCCGAGUGUUCGCUUUGAAUUACUUGAUGGUAUAUUGCAGCCGAUCUCUGGCCAUGUUGUCCUCUAGUCUAACGCCAACAUUCACGAUGUCUUGUUUCAUUGCGCAGACUUUCUUUUCAAUGUACCUCAUGUCUGCUGGAUUUUUCAUUAAUCUUGAAAAUAUAUUUGAAGGUCUACAGUGGGUGUCAAAAGUAUCCUACCUAAAGUGGGGUUUCCAAGGAUUGUGUCAGACAGAGAUAUCUAGACUGAACUUUACAUGCAACCUGAAUGACACUCGUCAGUGCAUCAGUACCGGAAAUCAAGCACUGCAUCUCUACUCGCUAGACGGCAGUACUGUCUCCGACUCGUGUCUCGUGAUUUUAGCCUCCAUUGCUGUUUAUUUGGUGCUAUAUUUCAUAGCAUUGAAAUUUAUACCACAGAAACCUCAUCAAGUUUGAUUAAUUUAUUUUUUACAAACUUAUUAUUGUUAAAAAUCAAAAGAAGCGUAACUGUGAGUGCCUUUUGUCAAAAAAGGUUUUUAAUUUAUUGCAUACUCAGCGGGAUUGUCCGUUUAUUUUUAAAUGAUGUACUUAAACACUGGACUCUAGUCAUUGAACCAUUUUGGUAGUCUGUUUGUGCAUGCAUAUAAGUAUUGGUAUUUUUGAAUCAUAUUGAUGUCAAAAAGGUUUUACAAAAAUGUAUACCCUUGUCUGCAAGUUGUUACGAUACGACAAUGUAUCGUAUUGUAGCUGCAGAACUGCAGCGUUAUGGUUUUUAAUAUGUUACUCUAUGGUCAAAGACAAAUAUAAUGUACCCUGGUAAAAACCAUAAAGCUACAGUUCUGCAGCUAAUCGUGUUGUAGAAGAAGGAAGAAAGCAGUCAUCGGAUGCAGAACUUUCAUUUUUUGUGCCAAUUGUUUUCCCCACAAAUUAAUGCCAUAUUGUGGGUUGAUAUGUCAUUUUCAAUGUUGUGAAGUGAUCUGACAUUUUGCUUCGUUUUAUUUAAAGUACGUCAUCGAUUGUUGAAGACAACGAAUGUUCCGUUAGCAUUUGUUUAAUUCAUGUACCUUUGUUUUUCUUCAUGUUCGUUGUGCUUUCAUUGAAAUAAAAU